Molecule: messenger RNA, 1444 nt
Organism: Leptinotarsa decemlineata (Colorado potato beetle)
Lineage: Eukaryota; Metazoa; Arthropoda; Insecta; Coleoptera; Chrysomelidae
Source: RefSeq, a predicted model, not a curated record
GUCUACGGAAAGUGGACACGACUUCGUCCGGCACUCAAGUACCACCCACUGUAAUUUCUCCGGCCUACCCCAGCCAAGCGGCGGUCUUCGCCGAGCAAAAGGGCUGCAGCUGGGGCUAUAGCAACCGUCUGGUCGCUCAUCCGCUUCAACCGAGUCCUUGGGUCACUCCCAGGAACAUUGGAGGACCCCAGUGUACACAGUGUCCGGGCAUUUGUCCAGUUCCCAGAAGCUCCAGCAAUCCAGGAACUUCUUCACAGACAUCAUCGCAAAAUUCCACGACGAGGAAGCAGAGGCCCGUCAGCCAACCUAUACCAUCGAAUUUCAAUGGGGAAAUCGUACCAAAGACUGCAUUGCCGGAAAUUUCGGAAUUUUGUCCGAAUAGUCCACAAUAUGCUUCUAGUAGCAUUUUGGAUGAGGUGGGAGACAAAGACGAACAAUCAAGUGGGGAACCAACAUUAAAAACCCGCAGUUUGCCAGCAUGGGUCAGAUCAAAGCCCAGACCCCUGUCUACAGAAGACGACAUCAAUGAUUUGUAUGCAAAGGUGAACUUCAGCAAGAAGAGGAAAAAUCGCAUGCGAAACGAUGAAGCUGCGAUAAUCGCUUUGAGCAAGUCCCGAAGCCAGUUCUUGCAUAAGGAUACGGACUCCCUGGUGGAUAACGAAGCCGUCAUCGUAUACGAUGAGAGGACGGCUUUGUAAAUCAAUGUAGAAAUUGAACCAUGUUAAGUAGCGAAUUGAUCACAGAUCACAAUAUUUAAAUCACGAUAUGGAACGAAACAAACAUAUCGUACACCAUUUGAAGACUUUUUGACAGACAAAUAAAAUUUGUUAUUAGGUGUAAGAUUUUGAAACGUUUUUCAACGUAUCGAAUAUAAUUAUUUUCUGUGAUAAAACCUUUUUAGGCUUUUAUGGUUAGUUUAAGUGAGAUGGUGUAAUAUUUUAGAUUCGCAACUUUUUAUAGACUGGGCAUAUUAUUGAUAGGUUAGCAUAUCUAGAAUAUUUUCACUCCUACCAAUGAUGAGAAUUUUGAGAUAACAAAUUUAAAAGGUGGAGUUUUAGCUACUUGUGACUCCCUCUAUUGAAUACCCAAGCACAAAGUAAAUAUUCCCAAAUAUCAUAUCAGAAUGUGUUUUUUGCAUAUCUACUUCUGUAUUAGAAAAUUGUUCGUAGCUGAAAAAAUAUUACAAAUAAUUUAACAUGAAUGACUUUCCAUAAAAGCAUUAUUAGCCUCUGGUUUUCGAGAUUUUAAACAUCAGUUCUAGUCACAUAGUUUUCAUCUAAUAAUCAAUGAAUUUUGCACUUUGAGAGUGGAGGUGAAUGUUGAUAGUUGUGGAGUACUUGAUGUUUUUGAUUUUUGAAUUAUCAAAAAUGUAUAAACACGACUAAUUUGUAUACCUGUGCCCAGAUUAUUUAUAUUUUGGAAUUAUAUUGAUAUAUGCACUUUA